Messenger RNA from Truncatella angustata, 1032 nucleotides. RefSeq names its product Aristolochene synthase in complex with 12,13 Difluorofarnesyl diphosphate. Bases 1 to 1032 code for a protein of 343 amino acids. The record is from RefSeq and is a predicted model, not a curated record. NCBI's taxonomy places the organism in Eukaryota, Fungi, Ascomycota, Sordariomycetes, Amphisphaeriales, Sporocadaceae. The transcript has 3 exons.
AUGGACUGCUUCGCCCCGUUCCUUGGAAGGACAGCCACUUGGACUGGCCAUGUCCUCGAUGGCUUCAGACGAUCAAACGCACGAACGACACACAUACCCCGGAGCCUCUUCGUUGCCAACUGUCACCCAAAAGUUGAACAAGUAUCACGCGAAGUGGAUGAGUACUUUCUCGAGCAUUGGCCGUUUCCCAGCGAGCGGAGUCGAAAGAAGUUCGUGGCGGCAGGAUUCUCGAGAGUCACUUGCCUCUAUUUCCCUCUGUCCAAGCAUGACAGGAUCGGACAUGCUUGUCGUAUCUUGACGUUGCUUUUUCUGAUUGAUGCAGACGUGCUUGAGGAUAUGUCAUUUGACGAGGGUGCCGCAUACAACGAGAAGCUCAUGCCACUAGCAAGAGGGAUCAAGACUCCGGACAGAUCCAUCCCAGUCGAGUACAUGAUGUACGACUUCUGGCAAUCGAUGAGGCAAACGGAUGAGAAGAUGGCCAACGCUAUGCUCGAGCCAAUGUUUGAGUUCAUGAGAUCCCAAACAGACAAGACAAGGGGCAAGGAGAUGGGUUUGGGAGAAUACUUCCGCUACCGGGAACGCGAUGUUGGCAGAGCCUUAUUGAGCGGCCUGAUGCGUUUCUGCAUGUGCAUCGACUUGUCAAAAGAAGAGAUAGAGCUUGUGCGCAAUAUCGACAUGAAUUGCUCGAAACAUCUCUCAGUCAUCAACGAUAUCUGGAGUUUAGAGAAGGAACUAGCUGCAGCCAAAACAGGGCACGAGGAAGGCGCAGUGCUAUGCUCCAGCGUCUGCAUUGUUGCUGAUGAGGCAUCGAUAUCGUACUCGGCUGCUAAAAGGACCUUGUACGUGAUGUGCCGGGAAUGGGAAUCGGCACAUGUCGAACUCACUUCAUCCCUGUUCAGAAGGUGUGACAGUGCCUCGAUUCGAUCUUACGUGAAGGGCUUGGAAUACCAGAUGAGCGGGAAUGAGGCUUGGAGUAAGACUACUGCCCGAUAUAGAAAAGAAAUGUUGGAUACUCUAGGCGCCAGCCGCUGA